CACACACUUUCCAUGGCAAUACCGAUAGUUUGGCGCGCUUUUCGGACGUUCCGGAGGGUGUGUUGGUCUCAAUUCUGACGUCUGUCAUCAAUUUCCGUUGCUCUGCGCUCAGUUUCAUUUGAAGUUCUGAAAAGGGGCAGAAAAAGUGCAUCACUUGCAAUUUUGGCGUGAUUUCGUAAGAUUUGGCAAAGAAGAGGCUGCAAAAAUUCGCACAGUAUUCACCGAAGAGCAAUGGCGCCGGGAAGGAAGAAACUUCCAGUAUUCGUGACUGAAUGCUUCAGGAUUAGCUUUGAGCUGGAGGUGAAUCGCUUCCUCAGCAGCAAUGAGAUGGAAUUUUCAUUCCCAAGCACUCUCACGCGUGAAAACAGGGCAUUUAUCCAUGAGUAUGUGAAGACAAAGGGACUAACCUCAAAAUCCAGGGGAAAAACUCAAAGGGUACUGACAAUCUACAAGCCCAAGAAGAAUGCCUCGAGGCGGCAGAAGAGUGUUUUUCACAUUGCAAAGCGAACGAGGAGUGCCAUUUACAGUCUGCUGAACUUCUGCCCCGUGACGCCGCAGGAAGUGGAGGAGCUGAAGGCCAGGAACACGGGCACAGUGAUCAGCAGGAAUCAGUUCAAUGUCGGCACACUGACGCAGGGCUAUCUGGUGGUGCCGCCCGCCGCUCAGGACGGCCACGUGAGACAGAUACGGCGCCAGCUGCCGAUUUUCCAGAAGCGCUCUGCCAUUCUGAGCCAGAUUGCGAGCAGCCAAACCAUCGUGAUUGUGAGCGAGACGGGCUCUGGGAAGACCACACAGGUGCCGCAGUAUCUGCUGGAGAACGCCACGGAGCUCAACACACCGUGUCGCAUCGUCUGCACGCAGCCCAGACGUCUGGCCGCCUUGUCCGUGGCGGACAGGGUGGCGUUCGAGCGCGGCGAGCAGCUGGGCGACAGCGUGGGCUACCAGAUCCGCUUGGAGAGCAGGACCAGUCCCACGUCGAAUCUCAUCUACUGCACGAAUGGCAUCCUUGUGCGCUGCCUGAUGGGCGGCCACUACCAGAAGGUCUUCAGCAACAUCACUCACGUGAUUGUGGACGAGGUGCACGAGCGCGACAAGCACUCGGACUUCCUCCUCAUCUCGUUGAAGGAGGCCCUGGCCGUGAAUCCCAACCUCAGAGUCAUCCUUAUGUCCGCCACGAUCGAUGCGCAGCUCUUCUCCGACUACUUCUUCAACUGUCCGGUGAUCGACAUUCCGGGCAGGCUGCACGAGGUGACGAACUACCACCUGGAGCACGUGCUGAUGAUGACGGAGUACUGCAAGAGCGAGAUGGGCACGGUGCACAGCAAGGCCGUGAAGGGGCCGCGCACGUGUGAAGGCGGCGCCGAAGAGGCGCUCGACGAGGAGACAGUGAAGUUGAUCAACGAGAGUCUGGAGUUGUGCUGGACGCAGUGCGAUGAGGACAGCUUCCAGCAGUUCCUAUACUUUGUGGCCGGGGAAAAUGUGCCGAUUGACUUCAGACACACCGAGACGGACAUGACGGCUCUCAUGAUUGCGGCCGGACGAGGAAUCGAAGAAUUCGUGGAGAUCCUCUUGCAGAUGGGCGCCAAUCCUCACAUCAUGUCUCAGCAUGGCAUGAACGCCAUUGAUUGGGCACGCCAAAUGGGCCAUCAGAGCUGUGUUGGUCUGCUUGAGGCCGCGGCGCUUAGCUUCACGAGCGCCGUUGACACCGGCGUGAAAAUCAAUGAUGAAUACACGGAAUUGCUGCUCGACGUGUAUCAGAAGAACCCGCGCGCUUCCGACGAGGACGUCGAUCACUGUCUCCUCUUCACAUUGAUCUGCAUGAUUCACGCGGAAAAGCCACCGGGAAGCAUUCUGAUCUUCCUGCCAGGCUACGAGUCCAUCGUCAAGCAGAACGAAAUGAUCUGCGAGGCUGUGAACGCGGGUGAAAUACGAGGGAACGUGAGAAUUUUCAUGCUGCACAGCAACAUGAAGGUGAACGAUCAGAAGGCGGUGUUCGAGAGAAUGCCGGGCGAUUACAGAAAGAUCAUCCUGUCCACGAACAUCGCCGAAACGUCCAUCACGAUUGACGAUGUCGUUUACGUUGUUGAUUGUGGGAAAGUGAAGCAGACGACAUUCGAUGCUCUGUGCGGCACGACGAGCCUCGAGACGACGUGGGUGAGUCAGGCGUGCGCGCAGCAGCGCGCCGGACGGGCGGGCAGAGUGAGGAAGGGCAUCUGCUACAGGCUGUACUCCAUGGCGAGGUACGCGAUUAUGGACAAGUUCACGAUUCCCGAGUUGCUGCGUGUGCCGCUGACGGAGAUUUGCCUGAGUGCGAAGCUGAUUGCGCCGCAGAGUGCCAUCGGUGACUACCUGGAGAAGGCGCUUCAGCCGCCGGCGGCGAUGAGUGUACGCCGCAGUGUGGCUCUAUUGAAGACAAUGGGAGCGCUGAAUGAGGAGGAAACCAUCACGGAUUUGGGCAUGCAUUUGGCAGACUUGCCCAUUGACGCUCACUUGGGGAAGAUGGUGAUCUUUGGCAUAUUGAUGAAGUCUCUGGAUCCAAUUCUCACAAUUGUCGCCGCACUGUCGGUGAGGGAUCCUUUUGUGUUGCCCACAGGAGCGUACGACAGAGCGCGUGUGACGGUUGUGCGUGAAAACUUUGCCGAGCAGUCGUUCAGUGAUCACAUGAUCCUGAUCAGGAUCUAUCAGAAGUGGCUGGACACGCCGGUGAACAAGAGGCGGCAGUUCUGCGAGCAGAAUUUCCUCAGCAUGGGCGCCAUGCAGACAAUCUGUGGCGUACGAUCACAGAUUCUGGGCCACUUGAGGGCCACUGGGCUGAUCAAGAGCAAGGGCAAGGGCAGCAUUCACGAUGUCAAUCAGAAUGCACGCCACUGGGCGGUGGUUAAGGCGUGUCUCGUGGCUGGACUGUAUCCCAGUGUGGCCGUGAGGGAUGUGAGGAAUGCACCAGCACUGCGCGCGACGGAGAACCAGGAGAAGGUGCUGCCGCAUCCACACAGUGUGCUCGGCGCGAAGCGACCGCCGGACACGAAGUUGAAGAUCAAGAGCUUCCCAACGGAUUGGGUGGCGUUCGAGGAGAAGGUGCGCGUUGGUUCUUCCGCCUUCACGCGUUGCAACACUGUGAUCACGCCCAUCACAGUAGCACUCUUCGCCGGUGACAUUUACAUCAAUGAGGAGAGGAAUUUGGUUGCCGUGGAAGCGCCAGAUUCUGACUCUGAGCAGGAGUUUGACGCGGUAGGAUCGGGAAGUGAGGUGAUCUUUCGUGUGGAUGAUAACAUUGAAUUUACACUCAUGGAUGAGACGGCGUAUUUGAUCUUCCACUUGAGACAGAAGCUCAACCAUCUCCUCCUGGCGCUCAUUCAGAUGCCGGACAACUUCCACUUCAUCACCAACACGCGCGAAGGGAAGAUCAUCGACACCAUUGUUGAUGUUCUCAUGACUGAAGAGAGGCAGAGCACAUUUCCCAUUCCCGAUGGCAUUGGUACGCGUCCGCAGGCGAUUUCGCUCGACUUCUCAGCGGAGAUGAAUCAUGGGAUUCAGGAGAGGAGCCGAUCGUCACAACCAAUCCAGUGGAAUCUGAGUGAUGCCAUGAGGGAUUUGAGAGUCACCACGAGGUCGUCCAGUAACAGGAAGUUGCCGAGAAAGGGAAGGAAGAACAGCACUAAGACGCCGUCCAAAGACAUAAAAUAUUACUUGAUCAAAGCCGCGUCCACGGAGGAAGUUCUAUGGGUCAUGGAGGGAUUCGACUGGUGUUUCUCGUUGCAGAUUUUCAAUUAUCUCAAGCAAUGUCUCAAGAAGUUCCCGGAAUCGGAGAUUUAUCUCAUCUUCCACGUUGGAAGCGCACAGCAGUUCUACUGCAUGGGCAGAUUUGUGUUCAGAGGAGGAAAGCAUCUCGUAGACAUGGUUCAAGCGGGCUCAGUGAACUUCCGCACCAUGCGCGAGAUGGUGAAGCGUCAGAAGGCGGCGUCAUUCAACUGGAAUGACGGCGAAGAGUUGUCCAAGGAGAUUGGCGAAUUGUUCGCGCAAAUGCUCAGCACCACCGAUAAUGGAAAGUGAUUUCUCAAAGUGAUCUCCACGAAAGGCGAUGUGACUCAUUAAUUUGAAAAGUACCUUGAAUUGAUUUUAAGUUGCACAUUGAAGAUAUUUUAGUUGAAAUUUGUAUGUAUUUUUUCUUAAUUCUCCUUGUUUUUAUUCCUUUUCAAUAUGAUUUGAUGAAGAGUCUGGCGUUGAGAAGUGAAUUUUUAGAUAGAUGAAAUAAAAACUUUGAUGUGAGAAUAAAUUGUACAUAUACAUAUUUACUGGCGAGGGCGAUUUGAUGGCUACUUGUGUGUUUCUGUUGAAUUGACUCAGCAACUUUC
Molecule: messenger RNA, 4352 nt
Organism: Phlebotomus argentipes
Lineage: Eukaryota; Metazoa; Arthropoda; Insecta; Diptera; Psychodidae
Product: 3'-5' RNA helicase YTHDC2-like
Exons: 6
Coding region: 232-4050 (1272 amino acids)
Cellular component (GO): intracellular anatomical structure
Molecular function (GO): RNA binding; ATP binding; protein binding
Source: RefSeq, a predicted model, not a curated record